Messenger RNA from Zymoseptoria tritici IPO323, 2127 nucleotides. RefSeq lists its product as uncharacterized. The transcript has 6 exons. Gene Ontology annotation, biological process: peptide metabolic process; proteolysis. The coding region runs from base 1 to 2127 and encodes 708 amino acids. NCBI's taxonomy places the organism in Eukaryota, Fungi, Ascomycota, Dothideomycetes, Mycosphaerellales, Mycosphaerellaceae. The record is from RefSeq and is a predicted model, not a curated record. Gene Ontology annotation, molecular function: metalloendopeptidase activity.
AUGCGGGUAACACAUCAUCUGGCGCACUGCCUGCUGAGCGUUUUUCUUGGAGUGAAUCUCGUGGCCUCCACUGCUCUUCCACAAGAUGGUUUCAAUAUGCUCGCCCGUCGAGCAAAUGCGCCGCCACCUCGGGUCUUCAACGACACGGCCCAAUCCGUCUUGAAGAUUGGAAAACAAGCUGCCAGCAUGGAGACAGACUUCAUCAACAACCUCCUCAAGACCGUCACGCCUUCGACGGCGACUUUUGCAAACGCCAUCGAUCCUUACUGGAAACUGCACAACGUCCUCAACGACCUCACCGCACAGCUGGAGCUUUACGACGAUUUGCCUUCAGACGACUUCCCUGGUCUGAGCGAUGCGACUGGAACAGCCCUCGAUGCAUAUGGCAAAGCGUACACGUCCACGUUUACAAAUUCGAGAUUCUUCGAGAUUGUUCAAGCAGUCUAUCAUCAGUACUUUCCUGACCAAAAUCAGAGGCGACAGAGUGGUGUCAAAGACCCUCAGACCUUGGGUAUCGAAGACACUACGAUUUUGAAGCGCACUGUGAAGCUCUUCCGAGAUCGUGGAUAUGGUAUUUCAGUACAGCAGCGCAAACGCCUGGAGCAGAUCGAAUCGCAGCUCGACAGCGUUGGCAGCGAUUUUGCGAAUGCUGUCGGGAACAUCAAAGGCGAUACCCUUCAGUUCACCGCCAAAGAGCUUGACGGCGUGCCGGCUGAUCGACUUGCAAAGCUGCAGAAGGAUAAUGGCGCUAUUAAGAACGGCAUGUACACAGUCAACACCUACCAGGACUUCGACAUCUGCUAUCAAGCAAAGAAUGGAACUACCCGUCAGCUGAUUUAUCUUGGAUCCGACCGUGUCGCACCCGAUAACAUCGACCGAUUGAAACAGCUCGUGUCCCUACGUGCGGAGCAGGCCAACUUGCUUGGGCACAAGAACUACGCCGAGUACGUCCUCCAAAACACCUUGAUCAAGUCUCCCGAGAAUGUCGAGAGCUUCUUCAACAACCUCGCCGACAAGCUUCACCCUUUGAACGAGGAACAAUACAUCAAGCCUUUGAAGAGCUUCAAGCAGAAAGAGACAGGCGACUCGAAAUUCCUCUUUGAGUGGGAUGCAGCACGCUUCGAGGCACAGGCACAAGCUGCGGCAUCAAAGAUGAGGAAGCGAGCCGACCAGCGAGACACUUCGGAAUGGUACGAAGCCGAACAUACGGUAACUGGACUGCUCGACCUGCUCGGCGGAGUGUUCAAUUUCCGCUUCACCCGCAUUGACCCAGCUACCGCCAUCCCCGGCGUGCCAGCAAACCAAAUCGUUUGGAACCCUUCCGUGCUCCUGUUCGCAGUACAUGACGUCAGUGGACAAUGCUUGGGCUACGCUUACAUGGACCUAUACAGCCGAAAGGAUGUUGGCGGAAGGUACCCGGCUCCUUUUGGUGCGAGCUUCGUCAGGGCUGAUGGCACGCCGAAUCCCAUCUCAGUUGCUGCCAAGCUCCUCAUCACGAAAGCCGACAGCGGAGUGACGCUAUUGGAUUCGGAUACUAUUCACGGUGUCAUUCGGGUGAUCGGAAAUGUGUUUGCGACUUUCGCAUCGAGGACCAAAUACAGCGCUUUGAGCACUGCCCGCGGGAUUCCAGCCACAGCAGCAGACGUCUUCAACAUUGUAGAGUCCACUUUUGAAGCGUGGUCUGCUCUCAAGGAAUGGAACUCGAAAACCUCAAACCAGAAACAACCUCCUCAAAAGCUGCCCCAAACGCCCUCCACCGGAGGCCCCACGCCUCUACAAAACGGCCAUAACGUCGCUUUCUCACUAUCGCAAAGCUCCAUGGCCGUUUUCGACCAGUUUCUCUUCACCCAAAGCUACCCAGUAGACACCAAGUCUCUCGACCUCACCUUCAACUACAACACCAUCGGCAAGAAGUUUAAACAGCUCAACCAAAUCGACGACCUCGGCGUCAAGGACACUAGCCAGUGGGACUUCUUCUACACCCAAGAUACGAGCCCGAUCUCCGCUGCGGCGGUCUAUUACACUUACUCGUUCAGUUUUGCUUACGCCGCGGACUUGUUCAGUCCGUUUGAGAAGGAUCCGUUCAAUACCGCGGCAGCACCUCCAUACACUCAGAACUCCAAUUGA